Dipodomys spectabilis (banner-tailed kangaroo rat) is the source of this 1751-nucleotide messenger RNA. RefSeq names its product solute carrier family 25 member 48 (gene Slc25a48). The record is from RefSeq and is a predicted model, not a curated record. NCBI's taxonomy places the organism in Eukaryota, Metazoa, Chordata, Mammalia, Rodentia, Heteromyidae. The transcript is spliced from 8 exons. Gene Ontology annotation, biological process: transmembrane transport. Gene Ontology annotation, molecular function: transmembrane transporter activity. Gene Ontology annotation, cellular component: mitochondrion. The coding region runs from base 93 to 1028 and encodes 311 amino acids.
GCGCGGGCCGGGGCUGGAGGCCAGCAGGACCGACCGACAGACAGACGCGGGACAGAGGGACGCAGGACAGACCGGGCAGGGGACCCCGGGCCAUGGGCCGCUUCCAGCUGGAGGACUUCGCAGCGGGCUGGGUCGGAGGUGCAGCCAGUGUCCUUGUCGGCCAUCCCCUGGAUACAGUCAAGGCCCGCCUGCAGGCCGGCACCGGCUACGGGAGCACACUCGGUUGCAUCCGCACGGUAUACCAGAGGGAGAGCGUGUCCGGCUUCUUCAAGGGCAUGUCCUUCCCCCUGGCCAGCAUCGCUGUCUACAACUCGGUGGUGUUUGGGGUCUUCAGCAACCUGCAGAGGUUCCUCAGCCAGCACCACUGCGGGGAGCCUGAGGCCGGUCCUGGACGCCACCUGUCUGACCUGCUCCUGGCCAGCAUGGCGGCCGGCUUGGUCGCUGUCGGGCUGGGCGGGCCCGUGGACCUCAUCAAGAUCCGGCUACAGAUGCAGACACAGCCGUGUCGGGAAGCCAACCUCGGUUUGAAGCCCAGGACGCUGGCGUUUGGGGCACCGCCAGUGUACCAGGGGCCCGUGCACUGUCUGUCCACCAUCGUGCGGACCGAGGGCCUGGCGGGGCUGUACCGGGGAGCCAGUGCCAUGCUGCUGAGGGACAUCCCAGGCUACUGCCUCUACUUCAUCCCCUACGUGUUCCUAAGUGAGUGGAUCACACCCGAGGCCCACGCAGGCCCCAGCCCCUGCGCCGUGUGGCUGGCAGGCGGGGUGGCAGGAGCCAUUUCCUGGGGCACGGCAACCCCUAUGGACGUGGUAAAAAGUCGACUCCAAGCCGAUGGCGUCUAUGUGACCAAAUACAGGGGUGUCCUAGACUGCGUCGCCCAGAGUUACCAGCAGGAAGGCCUGAAAGUGUUUUUCAGGGGCUUCACGGUGAACGCGGUGCGAGGCUUCCCCAUGAGCGCGGCCAUGUUCCUUGGCUACGAGCUCUCCCUGCAGGCCCUCCGCGGAGACCACGCCGUGACCAGCCCCUGAGCGCCCCCCUCCCCGCGCCCCCCACCCCCGGUGGCUUCAUUGAUUCCAGGUGACACAGAGAGGGGAGAGCCAUGUUUGCAGGCCUCAGCGCUCACCCGCACAUGCGACCUCGGCCACAGGAUGCUUUCCUAUUUAUUUUCUCUUUGAGAAGACCUAAGGGAAAACACCAGGUUUGCUGAUUGGCUCAUCUGUGGCAGUGAAUGGUCACCUGCUGCUGCUGCUCUGGCCCAUCUCGGGUGACAGACUGCCUUCUCUGAAACCACGCCCAAACCACCAGAUUCUGCCAGGUCAUGAUCCUGGGGCUCCCAGCACCGUGGAGGCGGGGCUUCCUGAGACUUAGAAAACCCAGAUGGAAGAGGAAGUACCCCAUUGCUCCCCCGCCCUCCCCCGCCCGCCCCACAGCAGCCUCCGUCCCUCCAGGAAAUUGCCCAGCCCCCAGAUAAAAGUGUGGGUGAGCCCAGAGCAGGGGGAAAAGCAAGCAGUAAUCCAAUCCCUUAUCGCCCAUUGUGAAACCCAAACAACUCAGACAGCUCAGGGGUGUUUUGACUCACUGGCCUUCAAACCUCGACUGCCUCGUGUGAAAACUCAUUUCGGCAGAAGAGGUUUUGUAUUCAUUUUCAAGAAGGUUAAAGAAUGAACCUCGGCAGGCCGCUGGUGGCUCACGCCUGUCAUCCUAGCUACUCAGGAGGCUGAGAUCUGAGGAUCACAGUUCAAAGCCAGCCU